This is a messenger RNA of Lobosporangium transversale, 569 nucleotides long. Its product is annotated as peptidyl-prolyl cis-trans isomerase. The coding region runs from base 39 to 368 and encodes 109 amino acids. The transcript has 4 exons. Gene Ontology annotation, molecular function: peptidyl-prolyl cis-trans isomerase activity. Lineage: Eukaryota; Fungi; Mortierellomycota; Mortierellomycetes; Mortierellales; Mortierellaceae. The record is from RefSeq and is a predicted model, not a curated record.
GCUCAUUUCACAAACAAGCAUUGAAAGGAACAACAGACAUGGGUGUUACAAAAAAGACAAUCACUCCUGGCGAUGGGAUCAAUUUCCCAAAAGCAGGCCAGACCGUUGUCAUACACUAUACUGGGACUCUGGAAAAUGGUCGAAAGUUCGAUUCUUCUAGAGAUCGAGGCGAGCCCUUUGUAACUCAGAUUGGCGUUGGUCGUGUCAUCAAGGGAUGGGACAAAGGGGUGCCACUGAUGUCUGUUGGCGAACGAGCGAUUCUUCAUAUAACUUAUGACCAUGCAUAUGGUGCACGUGGCAUGCCUCCUGUGAUUCCAGGUCUUUCGAACCUGAUUUUUGAUGUCGAAUUGUUGGAGAUCCGCGACUAGAUGGGAAGCAAUCAGAUUAGAUAUUUUGUAUAAUACAACAUAAACUUACUGCUUCAUCCCUUUCCUUUCCUUUCCUUUCCUUUCCUUUCCUUUCCUUUCCUUUCCUUUCCUUUCCUUUCCUUUCCUUUCCUUUCCUUUCCUUUUCUUUACUGACUGUGACAGCUUAUGUGAAUUAAUCUCCGGAUUUGUUCCGCACAGGCC